AGUGUAUAGGAGAGAAGGAGUCUUUUCAGCACAGCACACAUUAUUUUCUCCCGACUGAAGGCUUUUCUUUAGUCUCAGAUCCUCAGUACCUGGCAAGGAUAGAGCGUGGCUUUAUUGUUCUGUAUCUUAUAACCAUUUACACACAUACAGGAGCAAGGUACAAGGAAAACUCAGAAGAGGCACCAACCAGCAGGAAGACUGAACAAGAAUAAGCCUGAAACACACUGAAUAAAUGGAUCCCCAGGAAAAUGCUACCCAACCGCCAUUCAACCCCAUCUGUGCCACCAGGCAGGCUCCUUACUCCUAUGAAAUCCUGCAAAGUCUUGAUAUAACUGGUAUAUUGCUCUUUGCUAUUUUGACAUUUAUGACGCUGGUAUCACUGUUGGUGUUCUUGGAAGAAGCUUACUAUAUGUACAGAAAAAUUGCUAGCCCCAAAAAUUCCAUAAUCAUUUGGAUAAAUUCAGGAGCCAUGAUGAUUGCAACAACAUCCUGCUUUGGAAUGUGGAUUCCACGGAGCACCAUGUUUACAGACUUCACAGCCAAUGUGUUCCUUGCGAUGCUAAUACACAAGUUUCAGCUCAUGCUGGUAAAUGAAUGUGGGGGAAGAAGAGAAUUUCUCAGGAAAUUUGGUGAUACGAAGCUCAAGAUUAGCACUGGUCCCUUCUGCUGCUGUUGUCUGUGCCUGCCACAUAAAGACAUCAACAGACGGACUUUAUUCAUCCUGAAGCUGGGUACCUUUCAGUUUGCAUUGCUACGUCCGGUACUUAUGUUUCUGGCUGUGGUUCUCUGGACAAAUGGAACCUUUGUAAUUGGCAAUUCAUCUGCAGACAAAGCUACAAUCUGGAUCAGUGUUGGCGUUGGUGUUAUCACAAUAACAGCCCUAUGGGCAGUGGGAAUUAUGUUUAAUCUAGUAAGAAACACCUUGAGUGAGAAAAGUAUUAUUCCCAAAUUUGCAGUCUAUCAGUUUACAGUCAUUCUGAGCCAGCUGCAAACCUCAAUCAUCAAUAUUCUUGGUACAACUGGUGUUAUCUCUUGCGUUCCUCCUCUCCCUGGCCCCUCAAGGGCCUCCUACAUGAACCAGCAGCUUCUCAUUAUGGAAAUGUUCCUGGUCACAGUCCUCUGCAGAAUUCUUUACCGGAAGAGAUAUGAUGUUAAAAAUCUUUUAGAAAAUGAAGAAACCAAUGAUAAUUUACAAAACAGCAUGCUGCAUCUGAAUGGCAAAGCUUUGGAAGAUGGCCCCCCAAGUGUUUAAAGAGCAAUAAGACACAUAACAUUCUCAGUGGAUUGUUCUGUUUGGUAGUAGUAGUUCAGCACUUCUAUAACAGCAUUGCCAGAUGUGACUGUGUGCCUUUAUAACUGCAUUGCUUGACCAACUGCAAUGUUUACUGCAUCUAUGUCUCUGCAUCUUUGAAAAUGCUUCUCUGCAGAAGUGCAGUGCUUUUGUGGCCUUUAUGACAGUGUUGACUGCCCAACCAGAAUGUAUUUUACAGCUGCUGCACUGAAUAGUUCCUCGCUGUAUGGGAAUUUCAAAUUACUAAGUUUAGGUGUAUUGAUCACCCUCUUACUACACUAAGAGGGUGGGCUGCCUCUCUACACUCUAAAUAUGUAGCUGGGUCACACCCUACCUUUCUAUGCCUGCAUUGCACCUGUGCAUUUUACUUUUUUGAGGGUGGGCUAUAGGAAUACCAUAUAAAAAUAUAUCUUGUACAUAUACAGUUUGGGUAUAUUUAAGUAUUUGGAAGAACCUUGUGAGGCUUUGAAAAAUUCUAAUAUAUUUAUAUUGCUAAUAAAUAUUAUUUUAUGGGAGUGAGUAUGUAUAUGUCAUAAUACUAUUUACCGUCAUGCCUUUCUCUGUUACUCCUGUCUGAUUUGAACCUCUGUUUUCCACCUGAGCACAGGGGCAGUUGAAUUGCAUUGUGUACCAUAAGCCUCAGAGAGAGACAGAAGAGAAUGGCAAAUAAUUAAACACACGGGAAACAACAAUAAAGUUUCUUACAAAGCA
Molecule: messenger RNA, 2002 nt
Organism: Xenopus laevis (African clawed frog)
Lineage: Eukaryota; Metazoa; Chordata; Amphibia; Anura; Pipidae
Gene: slc51al.L
Product: organic solute transporter subunit alpha
Exons: 8
Coding region: 233-1252 (339 amino acids)
Source: RefSeq, a predicted model, not a curated record